GGCUCUAUUCUAAGCUAUAAAACAAGGAAUGCUAUCUAUCUGUUGACUUGCAAGCGAUGCAUGAAACAAUGUAUUGAAACAAAUGCAAGAAUGAACAGUCACCGUGGCGGAAGUAGCGACAAAACUAAACAGCUCUUCAUGUCUCGAAAAAAAUAAUGUGUCGCAGAGUCUAGCGGAAAAAUGUAUCGCAAAACUUUCCCGACACAGACUCUGCGACACAUUGUUUUUUUUUGCGACACGAAGAGUUGCGCCACAUCCACACGUAGUGCGAUACAACUUUUUUUUACAGUGUAAUAUACAAGCAAUACGCUGAAACGACUUCAGAUCUUAUACGAUAAACUACCCUAUAAUUUUAUGUAUAAUUGUCGACGGAUUUUAUAUCAGUCUGCUUUCUGGCUUUAAGAGCAAUUAAGACUCAAUUUGAAGACUCAAAUACUUUCGAUGAUGGCACCAGGGAAGUGAUGUCAGAUAUCAUCAAUACUCACCUCCUCUUAAAUGAGUAAAAAAUCAAACUAAAUCAACAACAAGUGAUAAACAAUGCCUCGGAAAGUAAAAAGACUUUUUAUCUGUAAUCCUCUAGCUAUAAAAUUUGUGAAUAGGAGCAUAGAGGACAUAACCAUCAAACGUCUUCUCAAUAAAAAGUCUAUCAAAGAACUUCUGCAAAAAUCUCGAAAAAUAAAGAUAUUAUGAUUACGUAUCAGACAAAAGCGAUUCGUAGUAAAAUAUUCAAUAUUCAACAACGCCAAACGGUUUCAGCUUUUAAUACAGAUUUUUUUCAGACAUCUACCUAUGACUGUCGAUUAUCAACAUUCUGUAAUGCUCAACAUAAACAUAUCAUCACUCGUGAUUUAUGAAUAGUGAAAAAUAAACAACUACACGAACUUCUCCGAAAAGGACCACAACAUCGUGAGCCACAACCAACUAAUUGGAAACGUGCUUUUGAAAGUGUAAAAGCUGUAGAAAAUUAUAUUGAUAAAGUUUCAAAAAAGGAAAAAUUAGCGAAACUCUUAUUUCGUGAAUGA
Molecule: messenger RNA, 1022 nt
Organism: Didymodactylos carnosus
Lineage: Eukaryota; Metazoa; Rotifera; Eurotatoria; Philodinida; Philodinidae
Source: the annotation of a GenBank genome assembly